GCGGUGCUGACGAGCUGUGGCCGCGGCGAGCUUGACGCCAGGACUCACGAGGGAGGCGCAGAACGGCGGGAGCCGGCGGCCGGAACAGUAUCAGAAUAGCAGUGACCUACGUCCUCGGAGCGCAGCUUAGCUGGCCAUGGCUUUGUCGAUGCCGCUCAACGGGCUGAAGGAGGAGGACAAAGAGCCUACCAUCGAGCUCUUCGUCAAGGCUGGCAGUGAUGGUGAAAGCAUAGGAAACUGCCCCUUUUCCCAAAGGCUCUUCAUGAUUCUUUGGCUCAAAGGAGUUGUAUUUAGUGUCACAACUGUUGACCUGAAAAGGAAGCCAGCAGACCUGCAGAACUUGGCUCCAGGGACCCACCCACCAUUUAUAACUUUCAACAAUGAAGUCAAAACGGAUGUAAAUAAGAUUGAAGAAUUUCUUGAAGAGGUCUUAUGCCCUCCUAAGUACUUAAAGCUUUCACCAAAACAUCCAGAAUCAAACACUGCUGGAAUGGACAUCUUUGCCAAAUUCUCUGCAUAUAUCAAGAAUUCAAGACCGGAGGCAAAUGAAGCAUUGGAGAGGGGUCUCUUGAAAACGCUGCAGAAACUGGAUGAAUAUCUGAAUUCUCCCCUCCCAGACGAGAUUGAUGAGAACAGUAUGGAGGACAUUAAGUUUUCGACACGUAAAUUUCUGGAUGGUAAUGAGAUGACGUUAGCUGAUUGCAACUUGCUGCCUAAAUUGCAUAUUGUGAAGGUGGUGGCCAAAAAGUAUCGCAACUUUGAUAUUCCGAAAGGAAUGACCGGAAUCUGGAGAUACUUGACGAAUGCUUACAGUAGGGAUGAGUUCACCAACACUUGUCCCAGUGAUAAGGAAGUUGAGAUAGCAUAUAGUGAUGUAGCCAAGAGACUCACCAAGUAAAGUAGCACUUAGGAGAGAGAUGUGUUCACAGUCCCGUAACAGAAUAUGCUUCUCCUAACAGUCUGCUCCUCUUCCUAUGAUGUAAAAACUUUAUUUUGCAUGAACAUGCAGUUAUUCAAGAUUAGGAUAAAGGGAUAGACAAGGUAUAGUAGCUGUCUUAAGAUGUACACUCCUCAGCAGUAUUAUUUUAAAAUUCACUUGCCCAGCCUACCAUCCCCAUCCAUUUUCUCCCUUCCUCUGAUUUGGAAGACACUCCGUCACACGUAUUUCAGUUUAGAUUUAGACGUAGAGUGCCAUCUCUCCUGAGCCCUUAACAUUAUUAAGUCCAUUCACUGUGUACAGUUGGCAAGACUUUUGAGGUGCAUUGUUGAACUGGUUAAAUAGUAGCCGUGACUUCAUCAGUCAGCUCCAAACUGGCACAUAAUGCAUGGUACAAGGAAUAUUUAUGUAUUUUUGGAAUUUUAGAGUAAUAAGAGUGUAUGAAAGGAUUGUUAUUGUAUCAGAAAUAUUCUGUUUCAAUCUAGUCUGUCCUGGAUAUACACUAAAGGGUGUACCACCAGAGAAGCAAGCUUUCUAUGAAAAGUCACUACAGAUUUUGCUUUAUAAAUGGAUUAUUAUUUUUG
Elephantulus edwardii (Cape elephant shrew) is the source of this 1521-nucleotide messenger RNA. It is a transcript of the gene CLIC4, whose product is annotated as chloride intracellular channel 4. The record is from RefSeq and is a predicted model, not a curated record. The transcript has 6 exons. The coding region runs from base 137 to 898 and encodes 253 amino acids. Lineage: Eukaryota; Metazoa; Chordata; Mammalia; Macroscelidea; Macroscelididae.